Bolinopsis microptera is the source of this 3537-nucleotide messenger RNA. RefSeq lists its product as uncharacterized. Gene Ontology annotation, cellular component: CatSper complex; motile cilium; sperm principal piece. Lineage: Eukaryota; Metazoa; Ctenophora; Tentaculata; Lobata; Bolinopsidae. Bases 76 to 2853 code for a protein of 925 amino acids. The transcript is spliced from 16 exons. The record is from RefSeq and is a predicted model, not a curated record.
UGGCAAACAUUUCAAGUGAACUUAAUCAACAAUUUUACGCCUUAUUUUGAUGAAACUUAAUAUGAAAUAGGAAGGAUGGUGAUACUAGUGUUUACUGUUGUGUUGAACCUUAUAGUCUCCCUGGAAGGCUGCAAGUUCACUGUUUCACCGCAAUUUCUAUUCUCAAGUCUGAACACGGUAGAAAUUGGUGCUUCUUGCUCGGACUGUAACAUCGUUAUCACCAAAUGCUAUCCAUUUGUUCUUUUUAGGUCGUCAACAGAUUGGGGCUCAGACUCCUUGGUGAACUGGGAGCCGCCAGACUCUGCAAGUUGCAGCACUCUAGGAAGGAUAGACAUGACAUUGUUUGGUCCUGUGUCGGAGGACUUGCUUUUGUCUGUCAUCCCUCAGUCCUGCACCCCUGAGUUCGAACAAGUUCACGUUCGUAUCAGUUCCUUUCUCUUCCAGAAUCUAACAACUGAAACAGAGCCGAGUCAAGAUUACAUGGAGGAGCUACAGUCACCGAUACAAACAGACCUUGAAUUAGACUUGUCUUCUCUAACAGGAAAGUCGAGCUUGCUCUACUGGAGCAGGACAGGAUCUUCUCUCAUCACACUUUCUAAAUCAACAAAAUCCACCUUAUCAUGUCCCGCAGGUCUUCUAGACAACACUCCCUACCUCUACGAACUCUCAUCAACCAUUCUUGCAAUUCUUUACAAUGGGACCCUCAGCACGACUUCCUCCUCCGGUACCACACAGGUUCAGAUAGAAGAAUGUAUCACAAGAGUCUCUGCCAGCUCGGACCUAAUUGAGAAAUAUCUGUUUGCAAUAAGUGAGGAUCAUGUGACCGACUCCAUCAUAACAAACUCAAUAUAUCGUGUCACAUUGGAUGGAACUGUCUCCAAGUUUUUAGAUUCGGACAGCAACAGCUUUAUUUGCUCGGGAGACGACACUCCAAAGUCCAGUUUUAAAUACACCAGCCUCCGGUUUCUUGAUGUACUCAGUGUGAAUUCCAAGCAAAUAAUCCUAAUGGAGCACAUCUCCGACUCCACCACAACUUACUUCUACCUUCUCCUAAACGGGGAGUCUCCCACUACAUGUCACAAGUUCCCGACAUCAGUUUCCUCUGUUUCGGAGAGCACGUCCCUGGAUCAAGUCCCCACCGGCCCCACCACAUUCCGUAUAGACCAGCUCCUCUCGCUCCACCCCUCGUCACCCCACGUGUUGGGUUUGGGAAGUGUGGUGGUAUACUCACCUUGUUUUGGAUGUUCCUGGUACUUGUUACCUGUCAGUCACAGUGCUGAGCCUGAUGCUGGAUAUCGUGUGGAUCUUGAUAAGGCAGGUAAAUACGUGAUCCAAACUGCCAACUCUCUCUACUAUGGUUUCUUCGGAGACACUAUUGAACUUUCCAAACUUGACUUCAUGGGAAUUGAAAGUUUCACUUCCUCAAACUUGCUGACUAUCAGAGGUAGAGAAGUGGUGAUGACUUCCUUCUUUGAUUCUGAUGGCAAGGUUGGACAGAGUGACACGGCGGUGGACUUAUUAGCUGUCGAGCAGUUCGCCAGAGAGAACUCUAAGUUGGAGAAAAUACUCGGAGGAACGUUUCAAAAGAAUGUAGAAGUAACGGUUAACGCCAAUCUUAGCGCCUCUUUCACGAGACAGAAAAUAAAGAUCUACAGUCAGCCUACCCAGCACCAGGAGGUGCUGGUUCAUAACAUGAUCCCUGAAAAGGUCUACCUUCAGAAUGGCGAAUCUUACAACUUGGAGUUCACAUUUUCCUUGUCAUCUCCAAACAUCUCUGAUUUAGACUAUUUGAUUGCAGAGUCGCACGUUAGCUUGAAUGUCUGGAAUGGAACCUUUCUGGAAAUCAGCUCCGACAAGGAAGUUGAUUAUCGUACCUUGAAAGUCUUGUAUACCAUUCAUAUCACGGAUAUUGGGAAAGCUAAUAGAGCCGAGCCAGGUGAAAAGAUAGUGCCUGUGAGUAUAGCGGUGUUUCCCAGUCAGGCCUGUACGUUGGCUCCGUUCCAUAUAAUGCUCGGUUGUAAACCAUAUCAGAAAGUUUCCUUGAGCCAAGUGGACACACCAAACCUCCUUGUCAGUACAACGAGUGAGAUUAUACGGCUACAAUAUGACCAGGACUUUCAUCCUAAAUUCAGUAUUCAUGAUUUAGUUUCCGGUGGUGAUAUCCCAUACUUGGGGAACUAUACUCUGACGAUCUUGGGGUCAGGUACCACUGUCGAACAGAUCGAAAUGUGGGAUGAAGGAGAGUUGGAAAAGUUCAAUAAGAAUGGAGGUGCGACUAGCGUUUGGACAUGGAAAGAUUCAUUUAAACAGAUUAAAUGGCUUUGCCGUGAAAGAAGUCCAUGCGCAAACGUAUACCCAAAAACAUCAGAGGGUGUUCCAAAUUUCUGUUUUAAGAUUAAGUUCAGCAACUUAGAGUUCACGGAUAGCGAAUCUUACUGUAUAUUCGAGGAGGAGUUGACGAUAUGUGUUCACGGACUUCCGCUGUCCAUCUGGCAGAGUAUUGCAACCUUCAGUGUUAUAAUGGUAUUUUUCAUUGGGACUCUGUUCACGUUGUUUAUCAAGAAACACAGUUGGCGAACUCUGCUGGAAGAAAUAAAAAUAAAAAAGCCGGAAGAAGACGUUGAUGAGGAGUACGAGAUGUUUGUCAAAGAACGUCAAGUGAGAGAACGUCAGCGUGCCAGCACCCUCCGGCCUUAUCAUCCCGGUGACAAGCGACAAAGCAUCGUUAAUCAGAUCCGGAUGAUGCAAGGAGGUUCUAUCUCAUCUGGAGACAACCGUAACUCUCUAGCUCCCAGUAUGAGGUCAAGUGUGGCUAGGAGUCGCAGCUCACGCAGCCAUAUCUCUCAGAAAUGAACUGGUUUUUGUUGGUAUACUUCUAGUUCUUCUACCCAAAGGUCAGAUUUCAGAAAAAAUCGUUUUAUGAACCAGUUGCCCUUCAUUUCAUACUGCAUCAUCUCAUCCAUCCACCACCAUAAUUUCGUCAAGUUCUCCAACACAUUUUUGGAUCAAAAAUUCUGUUAAUAUGACGAUUAUCGGAUUGUUGUAGUUAAGUUGCAAUAUGAGUCAGACUAGCAUUAUUUGAUAAAGAAAAGUCUAGAAAGUGUGAUUUUUGUGAAUUUAUUGCUAACAAGAAGUAAACGUUUUGGCUUCUUGUAGUUAAAAUAUUGAACAGAACAUUUUACGUUUACAACCUUUAUUGUUAUCUAGUAUCUACAUCUGAAAUUAUCAUUCAUACUUCAAAGUUUACAAGUUGAUUGCUGCUAUGUAGUUUUGUAAAAUGUUUAAGCAAUAAAAAAUUACAUAAACAAGUUCUUGAACGUAGUCGUAAGGAUGCUUUUGCAGAAAAUUUUCACAGUCUGAUGACCAAAUGAUGCUGAGAUUGUUGUAGUUUCUUUGCUCGUAGUAUUUCAAAUAGCAUAUUUCCCCGCUGCUAUACGUCAGUUUAUCUAAUCUAAUCCGAAGUUAUGUGUUCUGAUAGAAAGAUACAAAAUAUAUAUUUUUCACCCGUAAUGGGCACUGUUGCCCAUGAUUCUCCUC